CCACAGUUAUAUACAGCAUGCUGUGCCGCCAGUUCAUUAUUGAAAGACAAAACACGGACGUUUUUAUUCACAUAUCCAUAUGGCGUACUUUUCAUCCACACACAUCCUCGGUUCAAAGUUCGACAUGCUUGAUCGAUAUACCGACCUCUCGCCUAUUGGGAUGGGAGCGUUCGGGGUUGUCUGUUCGGCCAAAGACUUUGAUAAAGAGGAGGUGGCAAUCAAGAAGGUCGUGCAGCCCUUCUCCUCUGCUGAGAUGACGAAGCGGACGUAUCGCGAGUUGAAGCUGUUGACGCUCUUGGUGCAUGAGAAUGUAAUAUCCUUGCAAAAUGUGUUCAUCUCACCUGCUGAAGAUUUGUAUCUGGUCACUGAUUUCAUGGAUACAGAUCUCCAGCAGUUGCUGGGAAAGGCAUGCUUAGAGCCACAACAUACAGGGUACUUCUUCUACCAGAUUAUAAGAGGGCUCAAGUAUAUCCAUUCGGCUGGCGUCAUUCAUCGGGAUCUCAAGCCGAGCAAUAUCCUGAUCAAUGCCCAGUGUGACGUGAAACUCUGCGACUUUGGUCUUGCCUGCCAGAAUCGGGACCAUAUGACGGGUUACGUCGCAACGAGAUACUACCGAUCCCCCGAGGUGAUGCUCACUUGGGGACGGUACAGUACCGCCAUGGAUAUCUGGAGCGCCGGGUGUAUUCUGGCGGAGAUGCUGACAGGACGGGUUUUGUUUCCAGGAAGGAAUCAUAUCCAUCAGUUCUCCGUGAUUACCGAGUUACUGGGAAUGCCGCCAAAGUAUAUUUUGAAGAACGCGAGCAGGAAGGUACCUUGCAAUCUCUCCGAAAAAAAAAAAAUCAGAAGUGCCAGACAGACUUACAAAGUGCAGACAUGCGCAUUUAUCGAAAUGCUUGCCGUCCGUCCACGACAGUCAUUCACAACACUACCCAUCACGGAUCCGUUGGUGAUCGACUUAUUAGGCCAGAUCCUAGUAUAUUCGAGCGAGAGUCGGCUUUCGGCUGCCGAGAUUCUGCAGCACCCGUAUCUGGCGCCGUAUCACGACCAGACUGACGAGCCCGAGGCAAAAAAGCAGGUCUCAUUGUCGUCAUUUGAUGUUCCAUUGCCGAUCGAGGCCUGGAGGGCAAUUUUAUAUUCGGAGAUCUUUGACUAUUUGCGAGAGCCAGAGGAUAUCCAUUGUGGUCACCCAGUGGCUGUCGCGGUCAAAGAGAUCACUGUAUAG
This is a messenger RNA of Penicilliopsis zonata CBS 506.65, 1222 nucleotides long. RefSeq lists its product as hypothetical. Gene Ontology annotation, molecular function: ATP binding; MAP kinase activity. Lineage: Eukaryota; Fungi; Ascomycota; Eurotiomycetes; Eurotiales; Aspergillaceae. The record is from RefSeq and is a predicted model, not a curated record. The coding region runs from base 80 to 1222 and encodes 380 amino acids. Gene Ontology annotation, cellular component: cytoplasm; nucleus. Gene Ontology annotation, biological process: protein phosphorylation; cellular response to oxidative stress; osmosensory signaling pathway. The transcript is spliced from 6 exons.